Molecule: messenger RNA, 4757 nt
Organism: Marmota monax (woodchuck)
Lineage: Eukaryota; Metazoa; Chordata; Mammalia; Rodentia; Sciuridae
Gene: Usp25
Product: ubiquitin specific peptidase 25
Exons: 26
Coding region: 144-3518 (1124 amino acids)
Biological process (GO): regulation of protein stability; protein deubiquitination
Cellular component (GO): nucleus; cytosol
Molecular function (GO): cysteine-type endopeptidase activity; protein binding; cysteine-type deubiquitinase activity
Source: RefSeq, a predicted model, not a curated record
ACGCCGGCCGCCAUCGCCUUCGCGCCUGGCUGGUGGGGGCGCUGUCCACCCCGGCCGUCUGCGCCGCUCCCUGGAGUUCGGCGGACCUCGGCAGCCAGGGCCGGCAAAGGCGCGAGGAACCGGACGCCGCCGCCGCGGGGGCCAUGACCGUGGAGCAGAACGUGCUGCAGCAGAGCGCGGCGCAGAAGCACCAACAGACAUUUUUGAAUCAACUGAGGGAAAUUACUGGGAUUAACGAUGCCCAGAUACUGCAGCAAGCCUUGAAGGAUAGUAAUGGAAACUUGGAAUUAGCAGUGGCUUUCCUUACUGCAAAGAAUGCCAAGACCCCUCAGCAGGAGGAGACAACUUACUACCAAACAGCACUUCCUGGCAAUGAUAGAUACAUUAGUGUGGGAAGCCAAGCAGAUACAAAUGUGAUUGAUCUCACUGGAGAUGAUAAAGAUGAUCUUCAGAGAGCAAUUGCUUUGAGUUUGGCGGAAUCAAACAGGGCAUUCAGGGAGACUGGAAUAACUGAUGAGGAGCAAGCCAUUAGCAGAGUUCUUGAAGCCAGCAUAGCAGAAAAUAAAGCAUGUUUGAAGAGGACCCCUGCAGAAGUUUGGAGGGAUUCUCGAAACCCUUAUGAUAGAAAAAGGCAGGACAAAGCUCCUGUUGGGCUAAAAAAUGUUGGCAAUACUUGUUGGUUUAGUGCUGUUAUUCAGUCAUUAUUCAAUCUUUUGGAAUUUAGAAGAUUAGUUCUGAAUUACAAACCUCCAUCAAAUGCUCAAGAUUUACCCCGAAACCAAAAGGAACAUCGGAAUUUGCCUUUUAUGUGUGAGCUGAGAUAUCUAUUUGCACUUCUUGUUGGUACCAAAAGGAAAUACGUUGAUCCAUCAAGAGCAGUUGAAAUUCUUAAGGAUGCCUUCAAGUCAAAUGACUCACAGCAGCAAGAUGUGAGCGAGUUUACACACAAAUUAUUAGAUUGGUUAGAAGAUGCCUUCCAAAUGAAAGCUGAAGAGGAGACGGAUGAAGAGAAGCCAAAGAACCCUAUGGUAGAGUUGUUCUAUGGAAGAUUCCUAGCCGUGGGAGUCCUUGAAGGUAAAAAAUUUGAAAACACUGAAAUGUUUGGUCAGUAUCCACUUCAGGUCAAUGGGUUCAAAGAUCUGCAUGAGUGCCUAGAAGCUGCAAUGAUUGAAGGAGAAAUUGAGUCUCUACAUUCAGAGAAUUCAGGAAAAUCAGGCCAAGAGCAUUGGUUUACAGAACUACCACCUGUGUUAACAUUUGAGUUAUCAAGAUUUGAAUUUAAUCAAGCAUUGGGAAGACCAGAAAAAAUUCACAACAAAUUAGAAUUUCCUCAGGUUUUAUAUUUGGACAGAUACAUGCAUAGAAACAGAGAAAUAACAAGAAUUAAGAGAGAAGAAAUCAAGAGACUUAAAGAUUACCUCACAGUAUUACAACAAAGACUAGAAAGAUAUUUAAGUUACGGUUCGGGUCCCAAACGAUUCCCCUUGGUGGAUGUUCUGCAAUAUGCAUUGGAAUUUGCCUCAAGUAAACCUGUCUGCACUUCUCCUGUCGAUGACAUUGAUGCUAGUUCCCCACCUAGUGGUUCCACACCAUCACAGACAUCAUCAAGCACAACAGAACUACAGGGAGUUCCUUCUUCAGAACUGCCCAGCACAUCUCCUCCAUCAGUUUCUGCAGUUUCAUCGAGGUCAGUAAUACACAAACCAUUCACUCAGUCUCGGAUACCUCCAGAUUUGCCCAUGCAUCCAGCACCAAGGCACAUAACAGAAGAAGAACUUUCUGUGCUGGAAAGCUGUUUACAUCGCUGGAGGACAGAAAUAGAAAAUGACACAAGAGAUUUGCAGGAAAGCAUAUCCAGAAUCCAUCGAACAAUUGAACUGAUGUACUCUGACAAAUCCAUGAUACAAGUUCCUUAUCGCUUACAUGCUGUUUUAGUUCAUGAAGGCCAAGCUAAUGCUGGGCACUACUGGGCAUAUAUUUUUGAUCAUCAUGAAAGCAGGUGGAUGAAGUACAAUGAUAUUGCUGUGACAAAAUCCUCAUGGGAAGAAUUAGUGAGGGACUCUUUUGGUGGUUAUAGAAAUGCCAGUGCAUACUGUUUAAUGUAUAUAAACGAUAAGGCACAAUUCUUAAUACAAGAGGAGUUUAAUAAAGAAACUGGGCAGGCACUUGUUGGAAUAGAAACAUUACCACCAGAUUUGAGAGAUUUUGUUGAGGAAGACAACCAGCGAUUUGAAAAAGAACUUGAGGAAUGGGAUGCACAACUUGCCCAGAAAGCUUUGCAGGAAAAGCUUUUAGCAUCUCAGAAACUGAGGGAGUCUGAGUCUUCUGCGACAACAGCACAAGCAGGAGAACCAGAAUAUCUAGAGCAGCCAUCAAGAAGUGAUUUCUCAAAGCACUUGAAAGAAGAAACUAUUCGAAUAAUUACCAAGGCAUCACAUGAGCAUGAAGAUAAAAGUCCUGAAACAGUUUUGCAGUCGAAACCUGAAAAUACCACAAGCCAACCACCUUCUAGCCAGCGAGUUGUAGAGGUGGCGAUUCCUCACGUAGGGAAAUUCAUGAUUGAAUCAAAGGAGGGGGGGUAUGAUGAUGAGAUCAUGAUGACACCGAACAUGCAAGGUGUUAUAAUGGCAAUAGGUAAAUCCAGGAAUGUAUAUGACAGGUGUGGUCCUGAAGCAGGGUUCUUUAAGGCAAUUAAGUUGGAGUAUUCAAGGUUGGUUAAGUUGGCCCAAGAAGACACCCCACCAGAAACAGAUUAUCGCCUGCAUCAUGUAGUGGUCUACUUCAUCCAGAACCAGGCGCCAAAGAAGAUCAUUGAGAAAACAUUGUUGGAACAAUUUGGAGACAGAAAUUUGAGUUUUGAUGAAAGGUGUCACAACAUAAUGAAAGUUGCUCAAGCCAAACUAGAAAUGAUAAAACCUGAAGAAGUAAACUUGGAGGAAUAUGAGGAGUGGCAUCAGGAUUAUAAGAAAUUUAGGGAAACAACUAUGUAUCUUAUAAUUGGAUUAGAAAAUUUUCAAAGAGAAAGUUAUAUAGAUUCCUUGCUGUUCCUUAUUUGUGCUUAUCAGAAUAACAAAGAGCUCUUGUCGAAGGGCCCAUACAGAGGACAUGAUGAAGAAUUGAUAUCACAUUAUAGAAGAGAAUGUUUACUAAAAUUAAAUGAGCAAGCUGCAGAACUGUUCGAAUCUGGAGAGGAUCGAGAAGUAAACAAUGGUUUGAUUAUCAUGAAUGAAUUUAUUGUUCCAUUUUUGCCCCUGCUCCUGGUGGAUGAAAUGGAAGAGAAAGAUAUACUUGCUGUGGAAGAUAUGAGGAAUCGAUGGUGUUCGUACCUUGGACAAGAAAUGGAAUCAAACCUCCAAGAAAAGCUCACCGAUUUUCUGCCAAAACUGCUUGACUGUUCUACGGAGAUUAAAGGUUUCCAUGAGCCACCAAAGUUACCUUCCUAUUCCACACAUGAACUCUGUGAGCGCUUUGCCCGAAUCAUGUUGUCCCUCAGUCGAACUCCUGCUGAUGGAAGAUAAACUGCACACACACUUUCCCUAAACACACUGUAUAAACUUUUUUUAGUUCUUAACCCUUGCCUUCCUGUCACAGGGUUUGCUUGUUGCUGCUAUAGUUUUUAACUUUUUUAAUUUUAAUAACUGCAAAAGACAAAAUGACUAUACAGACUUUAGCCAGACUGAAAAUAAUAAAGCUGAGAAUCGCAUGGCACUCAGACUUUGUUUUAACCAGAACUGAUGUAUAAUUAUAAAUCUGAUUUUAUUUUGGCAAAACUAUGCUUUUGCCACCUUUCUGUUACAGUGUUACUUUGCUCUUUUCUUUGUCAGCAGCUUUCCAUUCAGUCUGGAUUCUUCCAUGACGACAGCCAUUUUAAGUGUUCAGCACUUGUGUACGAUACAUAAUAUUUGGUAGCUUGUAAAUGAAAUUAAAGAAUAAAGUUUUAUUUAUGGCUACCUAUGUGUUUGUAAGCAGGUAUAUUGUAUAUUAGUUCAUUGUUUUAGCUAUAAUAUAUAAAUGAAUUUUGUCUGGGAAUUAAGAUUGGGUGACGUAGGUUAGUACAGUCUUUUUAUUUUGCUAUAAUGGUAUCAUACUGGAAAAUUACUAGGUAUUUGACACUUACAAUAUUUCUAUGUUUUUUACUAAGUUGUUGAACUUAGGAUGGCACCUAAACUUGUUAUGAAUUCAGUCAGGUUUUCACUAAAGUGAGCAGCAGAUUUUUAAGUCUAUGUUCACUGAAACUUAAUCUUUCUUAGAUUAGCCUUUUGUUUUUAUAUAUUUACAAAUAAUAUAGCAAAGUAAUUAUUUCAAGAGAAACCUGAAAGAGUACUUGAAUAAGGGCUAUUUGUGAAACCUAAAAAAGAAAUAUGUGUACACACACACACACAAACACACACAUACUCACAUGUAUAUUCUACAUAAUGGAGUACAAUGUUUUGCAUUAUAUAAUCAUUCUAUUUUUGUAAAUUGUAUAUCACUUUAAUUGAAAAUGUUCUCUGCUAAUCAAUGCUGUGAAAUGAAGUUGAUAUUGUUUAAUUAGAAGUCACGAGUAUCUAAACUGCUUUUAUUUACUUAAUUUUCAAAAAGGAAAAAGCUGUAGAAUAUUUUAUAGACGAACUGCUGUUUAAGAUUAAUGAAAUAAUAUUGUCAAUGAAAGUCAAAUCAAUGCUUUAAAGGUAAUGAUGUUACCAACAACCUAUUUUUGAAUUUAUAAAAAUUUAUUAUGAUACUUUGUUAGCAUAGUAAAAUAUAUCAUUAUGCUA